Messenger RNA from Oppiella nova, 1216 nucleotides. Lineage: Eukaryota; Metazoa; Arthropoda; Arachnida; Sarcoptiformes; Oppiidae. The record is from the annotation of a GenBank genome assembly.
CUCAAUACAAGUCUAGUCUAUGAUAUCCUCCGCAGAGAUUGUGGUAUACAUUGAGUCCAACAGUGAAUGCAAUAGCGAUUCAGUGCUACACUCGAGUCACACAAACAUUUAAUUGCCAUCGAUUCAGUGGACACACGACUCAUGAAAUGGUUUUAAGACUAAUUGAAUGACAAGUGUUUUAUGGGCUAAAUUUUAUAAUUCAUAAGACACUGAUAUGUCUGAAAUAAACUCCUUCGGCACGGAUGCCAUUCCCUGUCACGCGUUCAACGCUUCCAGAAAUAGGGUGGCCCUAUCGCCUAAUAAUAACGAGGUUCACAUCUAUCAGAGGGAAGGCAUCAAAUGGACGUUAAGUCAUAAUUUAAAUCAACACGACUUAAGGAUAACAAGCAUUGAUUGGGCCGCCAAUAGUAACCGAAUAGUGACCUGUUCUGCGGACCGGAACGCCUACGUGUGGUCACUGGACCCUCAGGACAACCAAUGGAAGCCAACGCUAGUGUUGUUGAGGAUCAACAGAGCGGCCACUUGUGUCCGGUGGUCACCCAAAGAGGACAAGUUUGCGGUGGGAAGCGGUGCUAAACUGGUGUCCGUUUGCUAUUUCGAAGAGUCCAACGACUGGUGGGUCUCUAAACAUAUCAAAAAGCCCAUCCGAUCGACCGUCACGUCCAUCGACUGGCACCCAAACAACGUGUUGCUCGCGUGCGGCUCCACCGACUACAAGGCCCGCAUAUUCUCGGGUUUCAUCAAAGAGGUGGACAAACGAGAGGGCGAACCCACGCCGUGGGGCGGCAAGUGCAGUACCGGCGCUCUUGUGCUUGCUAUCGUGUUACCAACAAUGAAAGAUCUACUAAUAGUGAUCACAAUUUUGGUGCCAUUCGUGUGGACUCACGACUCGUCCUUCCAGUCGAUGGAAGAGAUGGACAAUCACUUACACAUGGAUCAGAUCCCACCGCCGGCCGCACAGCCGUCGCACGAAGAAAUCAGCCAAAUGUUGUCUCAACUCUUUGGCGAGAAUAUCGACAAAGACGGCGAUGGCUUGGCGUCUGUGACUGAGUUGAAGGCGUGGAUAGAAGUGGUUCACAACAAACUGAUUGCCGAUAAUAUUGAACAGCAAUGGAGUUACUAUCAGCCGGAGAUACAAGAGGUGCACAGUUGGGAGGGAUAUACACCCGAGCAGAAGGAGGUCCUCCAUUGGGACCAAUACGUGAAUAUGACUUAU